AUGGCUACUGCUGGUGCUGCCUCACAGGCGCCCCCUGCCAAGGUCUCGCCGACAGAGGAUGCCGUCGAGGUCCACGAGAAAGCGACGUCGAGUGUCCUCAAAGUCCCGCUGGAGUCUCCAACCCCCGAAAGCCAUCCCGGCGAGCGCUCGGCUCUGACUGCGGACCAGCAAGCCAAGUUGGACUGGCUGCUCGCCAAGGUCAAGACGUGGACCGAGAUCCCCUCGACCAAGGGCAAGGCCGGCCCUCUCACCGACAACGACCGCUUCUGGCUAACCCGGGACUGUCUGCUGCGCUACCUGCGCGCCACCAAGUGGCACGAGAAGGAGUCCGAGAAGCGCCUCCUGGCCACCCUGACCUGGCGCAGAGAGUACGGCGUUGACGACCUGACCUUUGACCACAUCUCGCCAGAGAACGAGACGGGCAAGCAGGUCCUCCUGGGCUACGACAACCAGUGCCGCCCGUGCCACUACCUCUUUCCCGGCCGCCAGAAUACUCCUGCCUCUCCCCGCCAGGUCCAGCACCUCGUGUUCAUGGUCGAGCGCGUCAUCGACCUCAUGCCGCCCCAGCAGGAGGCCUUGUCGCUCUUGAUCGACUUCACCCCAAGCAAGACACGCUCCUACACGGCCCCCGGCCUCGGCAUAGCCCGUGAGGUCCUAAGCAUCCUUCAGAACCACUACCCUGAGAGGCUCGGAAAGGCCCUCAUCGUCCACACUCCGUGGGCCAUCAACGUUUUCUUCAAGUUGAUCUCGCCUUUUAUUGACCCGCACACCAAGGAGAAGCUAAAGUUCAACGACGACAUGACCAAGUAUGUACCGGCCGAACAGCUCGUGACCGAGUUCAAAGGCAACCUCGAGUUCGAGUACAACCACGCUUCGUACUGGCCGGCGCUGCAGGAGCUGUGCCGCAAGAAGCACGACGCUCGCUGGCAGCGGUGGGUUGCUGGCGGACAGCAGAUCUUCGAGCUCGAGGACUACCUGACAGGCCACCUCGAGGUUGUAACUACCCCAGGAGCUUUUCCCGUCAUCACCAUGUCUGCCGCCGCCUCAACCACAACCACCACAAAAGCAUGGGCCUACACUAAACGAGGCCUGCCGCGCGCCGCCCUGCAGCUCACCACCACGCACCCGCUGCCAGCCGCCUUCCCGCCGCCCGGCCCCGCGGCAGCAGAAGAAUGGCUGCUGAUCCGCGUCUCGUACGCCGCCCUCAACCCCGGCGACGCUGUCGUCAUGGCCUUCCUCCCGGCCGUCUUCCGCUCCGCCAAGACCACCGUGCCGUGCUAUGACCUCGUCGGCACCGUGCUCGACGUCUGGACGCCGCCGCCACCCUCUUCAUCAUCCCCUUCCACCACACCCACACCUGCCCCUGCUGCACCCGCUCUACGGUUCCGCCCCGGCGACACGGCAAUCGGCUUCCUCGUCGUCGCGCACAUGCUGCGCUCCGGCUCUGGCGCGCUGCAAGGCACCGUCGCCCUGCCCGCCAAGUACGCCGUGCGCCUGCCGAGCAACCGGGUGCCGCGCGAUGCUGCGGGCUUGCUGCUCACAGCGUGCACGGCUGCCGAAAUGAUCACCGCUGCGACGCCGGCGCCGGCGGAGGCCAAGCUGCGCCGCGUCGUCGACUACACGCAGCACGCCAACCUGGCCGACGAGCUGGCGCGGCGCUACGGCCAGUUCGACGCCGUCAUCGACGCGUUCGGCGACCAGGCGCUGUACAAGAGCUGCGCGCGGAUCCUCAAGCCGGGCGGCGUGUACAGCGCGGCGGGCGUGCACUCGGCGACGUUCUCGCUGUGGGCGGUGCUGAAGGUCGGGCUGACGCUGGCGGCGAACGCGCUGUGGCCCAGGACCAAGUGGCUCGGCGGGACGGGGCGGACGUGGAAGGCCGCCAGCAUGAUGGAUCCAGGGGUGGAGCUCAUGGAGCGCGUGGUCGGGCUGCUGGGCGAGGGCAAGCUGCGCGUCGCCGUCGACAGCGAGUGGCCGUUCGACAAGGCCCUGGACGCCUUCGACGUCUUGCUGAGCGGGCGGGCGCGGGGCAAGAUUCUGAUCAAGGUCAACGACGACGAGUGA
Molecule: messenger RNA, 2061 nt
Organism: Lasiosphaeria miniovina
Lineage: Eukaryota; Fungi; Ascomycota; Sordariomycetes; Sordariales; Lasiosphaeriaceae
Exons: 4
Coding region: 1-2061 (686 amino acids)
Molecular function (GO): phosphatidylinositol transfer activity; oxidoreductase activity
Source: RefSeq, a predicted model, not a curated record